Messenger RNA from Liolophura sinensis, 4562 nucleotides. Its product is annotated as sushi, von Willebrand factor type A, EGF and pentraxin domain-containing protein 1-like. Lineage: Eukaryota; Metazoa; Mollusca; Polyplacophora; Chitonida; Chitonidae. The transcript is spliced from 18 exons. Bases 811 to 4422 code for a protein of 1203 amino acids. The record is from RefSeq and is a predicted model, not a curated record.
GUACAUUUGGUGUAAUUUGGUGUAUUGAACUGUCUACUGUUUACGCUGUACACAGUGGGUAUAUUUAGAGUAGGGUGAUAAAGGUUGCACUCCAUGUGAUGGUGCAGGGUGUUUACCUAAUUCUAAUUGGACUUUACCUAAUUUUGAUAAGUCAUGCGGCUAGGGGGCAUGUACAGUGAGACUAAAACCCUAACUGACGUACAUUGACAGGAGGCCAUAUUUCACCGGUUAUGCGUGACUAUCUGUUUUUUUCUAUCUGUGCUGCAGUCUUUUUGCACUGGUAAGCAAACCGUGGAGUUAUGAAAUUGUAUACCUUGUCACUUUUCCAUAAAUAGGGGGUGCCCGCUGGUUCAGAUAAUUAAAGCUCUGGGUAUCAUUUUUUCACCGUUCGAAUCCAGCUCUCCCUGUGUACUAAUAAACCAGAUUGGCACUAAUAAACCAGACUGGCACUAAUAAACCAGACUGGCACUAAUAAACCAGACAGGCAUCAUAUGAUUUGAAAAAUCGAAUGAGUCAAACAGUUUCUCCAAACUGCUUCACAGGUUCAGAACAAAAUGAUUGCCUCCGUUUAUCAGGAAUAAAUAUUUACCAGUGACUUACAAAUAAUCCGUCAUAGCAGUCUUUGGUGGAUCAAGUUGACACUUAAUUUUAAAUAUUGUUUUAAAUUGUAGAGAUUCAGUGACGAUAUUUGUGAAUGUUUUGCAGAAUUGUACAAUUUUUGUAUGGUCUCCUGAUCAACUGUGUACAGGAAAAGAUCUUGUGGAUGCCAGUUUGACAUUGGACGGUUUCGUCCUCAGAAAUUCCCUCACCAUGUUGAAGUUGAUGACCGUCUUGGUCACAAUAGGAACGGUACAAGCAGGUUGUGAACUACCAAACAUUCCCAACACGGGAGAGCUUGAGAGUGACAGCAAACCUGAUCAAGAUGGCCGAUACCCUGAGUACAGCUCCCUGUUUAUCCGUUGUUUGCCGGGAUACGAGCUCUUGGGCACAGACAUGCUGUUUUGCCUCCGUGACAGUACAUGGGAUCCACUUCCUGGUGAUGUACAGUGUAAAGAAUCUGGAUUAAAGUGUGCGGAUGCUGACAUCCCUGUGGGUGGCUCUGUUUCUGGGGGCAGGGACGAGGGGGACAGAGCGAUAUACUCUUGUGACAACCACCUUAUAUUGGUGGGGAACGAGCAUAGAACAUGCCAAGGAGGAAAGUGGCAGGGGAACAUGCCUCAUUGCGACAGGGCCGUUCAGUGCGAGGACCCUGGGAUCAUAGCCAACAGCCAGAGGGUUGAUCAGAAGCUGUAUAACCUGACAAACUUCGGCCCCGGGGACACGAUCCAGUACCGCUGUAACCACGGGGAAGUCAGGCAGGCUGAUCUGCUUUGCCUGAAUAGGGGAGAGUGGAACCAACAGCCCCCGGUAUGCCCCGAGAAAAAAGCCUCUUCCCCAUGUGACGAACUGCAGCCAUACCAGAUGUGUCCUGACCCCGGGCCACCUCGUUACGGCUACCUGUUGAAGCAGGACACCGUCGUGGCGUGUUAUGGACGCUAUCCCCCCGGUCAAACCAUCAAGUUCCGCUGUAACGACGGGUUUCUGUUCGUGAACAAACAGCCCAUCAAUCGACUGACAUGUCUGAAAGGAGGGUCAUGGGACAGAGAUCUCCCCAUCUGCUACGAUCAGACAACCCUGUGCCCCGAUCCCGGAUCUAUCGCUCACGGUGAGCGCUCACCACCAGCCUUGGGCCUGGGCGUGUUGGAGGGAACUUCCAUCAAAUUUCAGUGCGAUUAUGGUUAUAAAGUGGACGAUCGAUUUGAUUGGUCAACAAUGCGUUGUCUAGACAGCGGGCGUUGGGAUGCGGACAAACCCACCUGUACAGAGUUAAUAUGUCCUCGACCUCCAAUCCCGGCGAAUGGCAGAGUUCUCACAAAAUAUGAGCGCAAAACGGAAUUCAAGGUCAACGAAUCUGUGACCUUUCUCUGCCAGGAAGGCUAUCAAUUGGAAGGCCCACAUGUCCUUACCUGUAUCCAAGACGUACUCGGAUGGGAUCAUCUGCCUCCGGUGUGCAAAGUCACAGAUCCAAUUGACAUACCCAUAUCCACAUACCCUUGGAUUAGGAAGCCCCGAGUGACAGAACCCACACCUCGUGAGUCCAUAAGACAGACCACCACCGACUCGGCACGCGGGUACCCUCGAUCUACAACACCAGGCGACUUGGGCACAUUUACAGCUACUCCUGACUCCCGGCACACGACAAAACUACCAAGCAAAUCAGACAACCGACCAUCACUGACAUGGACGGUUUCCAUAGCUACGCCUACCAUAUCAGAAAACGCACCUAACCAGCCACCGCUAAGAGUGACGCCUACAACACCGGCACCUACGAGAGCGACGCUUAUAACACGGUCGCCUAGGAAAGCGACGCCUACCGCACCGACACCUACGACGCCGGCGCAUACGACACCGACGCCUACGACACCAGCGCAUACGACGAGAGGUUCACAAACUACACCAAGACGAACUCAAAGACCGGCACCAAAACCAACACCAAAUCCUGCUAAAGGCGAAGGGCUGAAAGUCAUAACGACGGAGACAAAACCCGGUGGGGGAGAAGAUCUUGACCAUGGGAACCGAAAGCAGAAUCCUGUCUGUAACGAUCCGGGGUACGUCCGGAACGCCGAUCGGACCCCAGUUUUCGAUCAAGAUGAGUACAAGGGGUUCGAUGUCGGUAAAGUCAUCAAAGUGGUCUGCAAAGAAGGAUUUGCUUUUGAGGAGGAAUUUGCUGGUCUUAUAUAUUGCCGUGCCAGUGGCAAGUGGGACAAGUUGCCACGAUGUGUUUCGUCGUCUAACAGACUGUGUGUAGACCCAGGUAAGGUUGACAACGCCAUUAGAUCCCCUGAAUUUGUGGCAGCUGACGAUCUGUUUGCGGUUGGUGAGACUAUAGAUUUCAUCUGUAACCAUGGCUACUCAGCCGGGGCCUUCUACGAUCAAAUCAGCCUUACAUGCUUGGAGAACGGCUCGUGGGAUGGUGUGCUGCCGGUUUGCUCGGAAAUCAGAUGCCAGGCACCGGAUGUGCCUCUCCACUCUACCAUCUUGCCCGACAAUCAAUCGUCAUUUGCUGUGGACAGUUCGGUGACGUUCCAAUGUGAGCCGGGUUAUGAGCUGAGAGGUCCGGAAAGACUGACCUGUGAACACUACUCGGCCGAAUGGUCCGCUUGGGUGCCCGACUGUAAUGCCAUCGCCUGUCCCGAUCCAGGAUGGCCGGAGAACGGAAGGCGGAUCGGCAAUGACUUCCGGGAAGGUCAAUCGGUGAGAUUUCAGUGCCUUUCUGGGUAUGAGCUACGUGGUUCACCCAACCGAACUUGUCAGGGGACGCGGAAGUGGAGCGGGAAGCCUGCCGUCUGCGACAAGGGAGGAUCCCGCUGCCCUCCUCUUCCAGACGUUAUAGGUGGUACGAAAACUGGCCGGUUCUACGAUGCUGGGGACGUGGUACGCUAUUCCUGUGAGACUGACUUCUACCUAGUCGGUUCGCCAAGGAGGAAGUGCUUGUACAACGGAAUGUGGUCAGGCAGAGAUAGCCACUGUGAAUAUUUGUACAGUUACUCUGAUACUGGUGACGUGGAGAACGCUAUUCGUGAAGGCAUCGACGCCCUCGCAACGCUUACCACAUCCUCCACUACAGGGGCGGAGCUUAGAACCGGCAACUGUCAAAACAGGAUAACUUCCGGUGCUCUUGAUCUCUACCUUGUCCUUGACGUCUCCGGGAGCAUCAAAAAGAAAGAUUUGGAUUUCGCGAAAACAUUUGCCAAGGCAAUAGUUGAUAAGGUGGGUGUUUCGGAGACGGGCACUCGAGUGGCCCUCAUUGUCUUCGACACCAGAGUGCAAUCUCACCUAAAGAUCACAGACCCUGAUCGGAUGACACCAGAACGGGUGAAAGCCCAGAUCGAAAGCAUUCCACAUUACGGACGAGGCACUGCUACAGCCAGUGCAUUGCGGUACAUCCGUGACCGUCUGUUGGACAAGGCAACUGGGCGUCAGACAAGGACGUACGCUAGGAAUGCCCUUAUUCUUAUCACAGACGGGAGACAUAACACAGGAGGGGAUCCGGUCCCGGUGGCGGAAGAUCUGAAGAUGUCCCCGUUUGACAUGGACAUCUACUGCCUGGCCAUCGGCCAUAACGUCAACAAGAGGUCAGUACACCAGAUUGCUUCUUCGCCGGACAAAUUCUGGUACUUGAGACGUUCUGAAGAUAUUGGCCCAGUGACGGAACAUUUGCUGUCCACAUCUGAAACCAGAUACGAACAAUGCGGUGUAGGCGGUGUGGUCGAUAUACCAGAGACUGUCCGUAAGGGAGGCGGGUUUCCAGUGAAGGACAUCCGGCACUGGCCUUGGGUCGCUACAAUCCACCUUAAAACAGCCCCCACACAUCUGCUCUGAUGACACUCUACAGUUUGUGUGUGGUGCCACUUUAAUACACAGACAAUGGCUCUUAACCGCUCGAAGUUGUUUUACCAAGGGUAAAGUUUCCGCAGAUCUUCUCUUGGGCUCAAGAUAGGUACGUAUUGUUUGCAUUCACU